GCCAAAAUCUGCAAAAUAAACAAAUAAAUAAAACCAUGUCAGAUGUAGAAGACGUGCCCGAAACCCAGCUAGAAAUCGAUGUCAGCGAUGGCGCCGGACUGGAGGAUGAUGAUGAUGACGAUAUGGAACAGAUUACAGCUCAGAAGGUCCUGGAAAUCAUAGAAACCGCGUGGAUAAAUGAAAUGUGUGCGCCGGAGAUCCUGCCCAGCCAGACGGAUAUGCUGGAGCUGAUGGUCUCCCAGGUGGCCCACAUGGAGGAGCAGAUGCGCGAUCUGGACAAGAACGAUUUCCGAGCGGUGGUGCACUCCAUGGAACUGGAGAGGGUGCGCUACAUAAUGGCCAGUUAUAUGCGUUGCCGCCUGCAGAAGAUCGAAACCUUCACGCAGCACAUCCUCAACCAGGAGGAGAGCCGUGAGCCGGAUGACAAACGUCUGUCUCCCGAGGAGACUAAGUUCGCCCAGGAGUUUGCCAGUAAUGUGGAUGAGUACUUUCACAAAGUAGCCACCCAGUACAUGCCCAACCAGCAGAGAGGAGAGGCGGAGCAGAGGAUUGUGACGCCCAAUCUGAUGAGCCAUGUCUUUCUUAAGGCAAAUGUGGCGGUGCCCGCUGUGAUCGUGGGCGUUGAUGAUGAGGAGGUGGACAUGGCGGCCGGCUCCCAGCAUAUUAUUCCCUACCAACUAGUAGCCGACUUGAUACAAAACAACCAAGCGCAGCUAAUUUAAGACUUAUUUAGCAGGUAAUAUACAUAAUAAUAAAAAAAUAAAAAUCAAACUCUGCAAAGCUGCA
This is a messenger RNA of Drosophila simulans, 786 nucleotides long. RefSeq names its product DNA replication complex GINS protein SLD5 (gene Sld5). Bases 36 to 722 code for a protein of 228 amino acids. Gene Ontology annotation, cellular component: GINS complex. Gene Ontology annotation, biological process: DNA-templated DNA replication; double-strand break repair via break-induced replication. NCBI's taxonomy places the organism in Eukaryota, Metazoa, Arthropoda, Insecta, Diptera, Drosophilidae. The transcript has 3 exons. The record is from RefSeq and is a predicted model, not a curated record.